This is a messenger RNA of Aspergillus pseudonomiae, 1741 nucleotides long. Its product is annotated as NAD binding domain of 6-phosphogluconate dehydrogenase-domain-containing protein. Lineage: Eukaryota; Fungi; Ascomycota; Eurotiomycetes; Eurotiales; Aspergillaceae. The transcript is spliced from 3 exons. The coding region runs from base 295 to 1605 and encodes 436 amino acids. The record is from RefSeq and is a predicted model, not a curated record. Gene Ontology annotation, molecular function: oxidoreductase activity; NAD binding; NADP binding.
AAGCGUUAGAAAGAGGCUGUCAAACAACAAAGCCACAAUCCUAAGAACAUGAUGGCGAUCGCACCGGGUAUAUUCCUCGAAUUUAGCCAAAAGUCGCGAUGGAAUAGAGACAUCGGCGCAACUCCGACACCCACACGAACAUGCCACUUGACGUCUUCGGCCCUGAAAGCGUCUCCCGAGUCCCGAUUGAGUUGUCUCUCUUUAUUAACCGCUAUGAAUCCCAUGUAAGCUACGAGUAUUCUCACAAAGACGAUUGAAUAACUCAGGAAUAUCUACUCUUCACUCACAGCCAUCAUGUCCAAACCUACCAUUGGCUUCGUGGGCCUAGGAGCCAUGGGCUUCGGCAUGGCCACUCACCUUGUCCACGAAGGCUACCCUGUCCACGGCUUUGACGUAUUCCCUGCCUCGGUACAACGAUUCCAAGCAGCCGGAGGUAUUCCUGCAGCAUCACUGCGGGAGUCUGCAGAGGGAAAGUCAUUUUACGUGUGCAUGGUUGCAUCUGCGCCCCAGGUGCAAUCGGUCUUAUUCGACGAGGAAGGCAUUGUAAAAUACCUCCCCCAAAAUGCCACCCUCCUCCUUUGUUCCACCGUCUCCGCCUCAUACGCCCAGUCCGUCGCGGCAGAACUGCAAUCGCGUGGCCGCGGCGAUAUCCUCUUCAUCGACAGCCCCGUCUCGGGUGGUGCCAAACGCGCCGCGGACGGAACGCUCUCCAUCAUGGCAGGCGGUGCAGACGAGGCACUUGAAAGCGGUCGCGACUUGCUGCAGACCAUGUCCGCGCCGAGUAAACUGUACCUUGUGCCCGGGGGCAUUGGAGCCGGAAGUAACAUGAAAAUGGUACAUCAGGUUCUGGCAGCUAUCCACAUCCUCGGGGCCAGCGAAGCCAUGGGACUGGCGGCGCAACUGGGUCUGGAUGCGCGCCAGACAGCGGAUAAGAUAAUUGGAUCUGAUGCGUGGACGUGGAUGCACGAGAAUCGCUUUCCGCGCAUGGUAGAGGAGGACUGGAACCCUGGUGCUAGUGCCUUGACUAUUAUCCUGAAGGAUGCGGGUAUUAUCACUACUUCUGCCCGUCAACACCGGUUCCCGAUUCCCCUCUGUACCACCGCUGAACAGAUCUACAUCUCUGCUUUACUACAGGGAUAUGGACCGAAGGAUGACUCGGCCAUGGUGCGCCAGUACUUUACCACUCCUAUUGCUUCUGUAACGGCAUCCGCGGAAGAUAAGAGCGCUGCGCUGCAGCUGGUCCUAGACCUGAUGCGCGGUGUCAACCUGGUCGCUUCUGCGGAAGCCGUUGCCUUUGCACGAUACCUCAAGGUCGAUCUCGCGCAGUUCUACGACCUUGUCAGCGCCGCCGCGGGCGGCAGCAAGAUGUUUAUCACGAAAGGUCUGGAAAUGAUCAAGGGACAGAUCGGCGAGGAAGCACCCGCCGGAUCACAAACAGUUGACGAGGCCAUCACAAGACUAGAGGCGGUGGUACAACAAGCUAGGGAUCUGCAUUGUCCAUUGCAUUUAGGCAAUGCAGCACUGAAUGUGCUUUUCACUGCUCAGAGGGCUGGGUUGGGAGCCGAGGGCGCGACUAGCGUGAUCAAAGUAUUUGGAAAGGAGUAAUUAAAGCGUUAGUUUUCACGAGAUACCGAGUUUAGAUUAUGUUAUGGAUAUACGAGUUCGCAAUUCAGGCACAGGCACCCUGACGUCAGUCGGAGGAACUCCGGGGGUCGGAGAUCGGCGCGAGUGGGGGUUCACC